CUUCUAAAGGAUAAGAACUAACAAAAUCUGGUUUUGAGAAAAAAAUUGAGCAACGUUUUUGUCAAAAAUACGAUUUCUCCAGAUAGUUCUGUCUCGGCUGUUUAUAUUCCAUACAUGUGUUCAAGCCGCCGCCAUAUGCAUGCUUCCCGUGGGGAGAAGGCCUCUCUUGAGCGCACUGGCUAAGCCAGGGGUACGCAAAAUUAACGGCAGUCAAACCUCUGUAUGCUCUGUGAUACUGGAUACUGGCAACCCUGUGAGUCAAAUCCAGUCAAAUCCACUUCCUCGUUUAUCAGGUUUCAGUUUUACAUCAAUUUCCUCCUCCUCUCUAGCAGUAAAUAUUCUGGUGAUAUUAACCUAUUAAGAUGAGUGAAAAUAAAGAUGAGAUUUGUAGGUUAAAUCCUGUUGCCAGAGCGAUACUCCAAGGUCUGUAUGAUGAGGACAGUCCUUUCCAUAAGUUGCUAGGCUUGCAUUAUGUUUUGAAGGCCAUUUGGAGCAACCUUGUGGAAUAUUGGAAAUCAAAAAUAAUACAAGCUAAUAAUAAAUGCCCUGAAGAUUCUGAAUGCUGUAUUGAGUUGUAUGUGAGUUGUACAAAAGUUAUAAACUACCAAGACAAAGAAUUAGUCAUCCAGUUUCCAAAACCUAGCAACAUCAAUAUUAAUAUGAUGCCAUUUGUGAUGGCAAAGGAGUUCAAAGAAACAAAACUACCCAAGAAAUUUAAAGGCUAUUUUGAUGAAAUUAUUAAGCACUGUAUUGUAAAUAAAGAAAUGGGUGAAAUAGGUUAUCUUACCAUCCACGAGAGUUAUGUUGAUAAAGGUACCUCACAAAGAAGACCUGGAUUACAUACUGAGUCACCUGGUGUUGUUCUGAUGAAAGAUGCCAAGGGAUGUUUGAUCCAAAGAUAUAUUGCAUGGGGAUUGGGCCUAUCGUAUCAUAGAUUUGAAGGUUUGGACAGGGAUUUAUUUGAAGGUGGUAUUUACAUGGCUUCAAAUGUUGCAAAUUCUUGUAAAGUUUGGAAUUGUGAGAUAGUCCGACCAGGAGUUGAUUGCCUUGAUAUUGUUGGAAAACAUGGAGAUAUUGAGCAUUUGCGAGAGUUUUUACCUGUUGAGGGUGAAAUGAUGGAGGCAAAUACUGUUUAUUGGAUUACAGAUCGAACACCUCAUGAAUCAUUACCACUAACCCAAGGAACAUAUAGACAAUAUUUCAGGCUUGUCACAAGUCUAGUUUCAGUAUGGUAUCAAGAUCAUUCUACCGAAAACCCAAAUGGUGUUGUCCCAAACCCAAAACUAACAAAAAUUGUCAAAGGAUCCAAGUUUGAUGGAAUUUGUUCUGUGGUUGAUCCUUAAAGGACUAAUUUGCAAAAAGUGGAAUUCUUUCACCUUCAGUAAAGAAAUCAACAUUUUACAUGUUUAUUGUUAUCAACUGUACAGUAUUACAUGUACAACAUGUAAUUGUAGUAUAAUAUAAUCAUACAAUGAAUCACCAACUCUUUAGUAGCUAGUGUGUGUGAACCAGGGUACUGGUAGGCAGUGGCUGCUCCAUACCCAGUUUAUUCCACACUUUUGCAUAAAGAAUGGCUUUUCAAGUCAGACUAGUCUUCUUGUUUUACUAUGCAUAUGUGUAAAACUAAAAACACUUCCUGCUUUCCCGACUACCAUCGCCACCGGUGUGCCCGAUACCCAUUUCUAAUACUUCUUUACACACAAAAGCCUCUUGGAGGAAAGUGCACUAAAGAUUAGACUAGGUCCUGCAGCGUUUAAUAAUAUAUUAAUGACGGAAUGACCCAAACGUUUAGCAAAUUGUUAAUAGGGAAAGGUGAGACACCUUUAUUAAUCAAAGAGGAUAAAGGUUUCCUAUAAAUUUAUAAUUUUAGAUUUAUAUACUUCUUUUUCAAAUUUCUUUUUCUAACGCAAGAGACUGAAGAGUAUCAUUUGAGAUAAGUGAACGGCACAGUCCACAGGCACUGUAGUCAGUCUCAGUAAAGGCUGUUUUCCACUUACGCGUUUUUCAUACGCACGUACAGGCAUGUAGAAGUCUAAAUCCUUA
This is a messenger RNA of Dendronephthya gigantea, 2043 nucleotides long. RefSeq lists its product as uncharacterized. The record is from RefSeq and is a predicted model, not a curated record. Bases 363 to 1343 code for a protein of 326 amino acids. NCBI's taxonomy places the organism in Eukaryota, Metazoa, Cnidaria, Anthozoa, Malacalcyonacea, Nephtheidae. The transcript is spliced from 3 exons.